Parascedosporium putredinis is the source of this 2724-nucleotide messenger RNA. Lineage: Eukaryota; Fungi; Ascomycota; Sordariomycetes; Microascales; Microascaceae. The record is from the annotation of a GenBank genome assembly.
AUGCCCUCCGAAGCGGGCCCUGCCCCCUCAGUCCGCUCUUCCCACCUCUCCGAUCCACCCGAAUCGACGCACACUAGCACGCCCCAGUCGCUCGCCCGCGCCGUCUACGACCGGCGGUCCGAGUAUGUGCGCCCCCACAAGAUACGAAUUAAGAUAGGCACCUGGAAUGUGGCCGCCUGCCCCGGGACGGAUAAGGACCUUUCGGCCUGGUUCGUCGACGGCAAAGGAGUCGACCCCGCCCUCUCUGCCGUCCUGAACGCGAAAGACUCGAAUAACGCCCCGACGGCGGUUGCAGACCCUCCCACCGACGAGGGAGACGAGCUGAGGCUUGUCGGGGGCGAUAAAAUUGGAUUGUACGUCCUAGGACUACAAGAGGUUGUGGACCUUAGUCUAGCCAAAGAGGCAUAUAAUCGCGUGUAUUCGGACAACAACCCGGUAGAUAAAUGGCGGUUGGCUCUCGAGGCCGCCAUGCCCGACGGUUAUCAGCUGGUUGUGGCUGAGCAAAUGUCGGGCAUCCUCCUCCUUAUAUACGCCUCGCCCGAGGUCAUCACGACGAUUAGCGACGUGAGCACGGUACAAGUAGGUACCGGCCUUCUGGGUUACAUGGGAAACAAGGGCGCCAUAUCCUCCCGCUUAGUCCUUGGAGAAACCACUCGGAUGUCCUUUAUAAACUGCCAUCUGGCUAGCGGCCCGGAGCAGACCUACCUUGAGCGACGCUGCUGGGACGUAGCGCAGGUUCUCUCCCGCACCCAGUUUGACCCUAUACACUCCCCAGGCACCGCCGAGACCGACGCGGAGAAAAUCGGAGAUGAAGACUUCGCGUUCUGGUUUGGCGAUCUUAACUUUCGCGUAGAUGGUAUCCCUGGGGAUGACAUUCGUCGGUUACUAUGGCUUCACACUCAGGGCCAGUAUGACUUGUCAAAGAAAGCCGACUCAUCACUUGAUGAGGGUGUGAUUGUUAUGAAACCGGAGGGGAGCGGCGGAGAUGACGAGGUCACGGACCGAAGCGUCAGUCCGUCUCCCAAUAGCAGCUUUUCCGGGACCGAAGAUACAUCCCUUCCCGACCCAGACGACUUUAUACCCGAUCCGCACGAAGACCCGGCCUCACUUCAAGCCACUAUUGACUCGCUCCUGCCGCACGACCAGCUUGGGCGCCUCAUCCGGCAGAAGAAGGUGUUUCACGACGGCUGGAGGGAGGCCGACAUCACCUUCUUGCCCUCUUACAAGUACGAUGUUGGCACGAUUGGCCUGUUUGAUUCAAGUGAAAAGAAGCGUGCACCCAGCUGGUGCGAUAGAAUUCUAUACCGUACCCGUCGAGACCUGGAAUCCCAUAAGCAGAAGGAGAAGGAUGCGGAAGAGGCCAAGAAAAGAGAUGAAGAGCUCAAGGCCAGGGGCAUCGACCAGGCGGCGGAGGAUGACGACGUGCUGUUUUCGUACGAUCCCGAUGCCGAUGGCCAAAAUGCGCAGUCCUCCACGACAGAGUUUGAUUACGACGAGUAUGACGAGUACGACGAGGAUGCCCAGGCAGGAGACGAGGUGGUAACUAAGGCGGGAUACACCGACCACAUACAUAUGGACAUGUACACUUCGCACCAGCGAAUCACUUCGUCGGACCACAAGCCUGUAGUCUCCAUCUUCACCUUAGAAUACGAUGCUGUGGUUCCAGAGCUCAAGGCCAAGGUUCACGCCGAAGUAGCCCGCGAACUCGACCGCGCAGAGAACGAGGGCAGGCCCAAUGUCACUAUCCUAGUCGACAAGCAGAACUCCGCCGCCCAGUCCGGCCACGAGCCGGGCUCGCACGGCGACGCCGUUGAGUUCGGCGAUGUUGCAAGAGGGGACGCUUCCUCGAAACCGCCGCCCAAAUGGCUCACCUUUCGCUUCCUCAUCACGGAAUCCGGUGGCGAGGAUGCGAAAUUCGAUCUUGGCAAAGAAGUUACCCUUGAGCCUGGAGAAACGGCGACAGUUCUGCUCCAAGCUCUCGUUGAUGAUUUGUCACUUGCGCAAUCCCUCAACUAUGACCGCGCCUCCCUGGAAGAUGUUCUCGUCCUGCGCGUGACGGGUGGCCGAGAUUACUUCAUCCCCGUCCACGCCCAAUGGCUUCCCACGGCCUGUUGCCGCUCGGUCGACGAAUUGAUCCGCGUCCCGGACGGAGGAAUCCGCGAUUUUGUUACGAAGGCGGAACCUAAGAUCACGGGAGCGAUUCCCUACGACCGUGACGUCAGGUGCGCCGCGCCCAAGGAGCUUUUCAAGUUAACCGAAGCCCUGGAGAAGCUUGUCGAGCGUGCGGUCGCUGACGAAAACAUGCUUGACGACUGUCACAUCCCCCGCGAAGACCCUGGUUGGCCGUUUGAAAAGUCAUCCUGGACUCUCAAGGACGAGGAAACGCGGGGUGCUGCGAAAGCAGCCCUGAUUGCGGCGCUAGAUACAGACGCGGCACUCAUCCCCGCGUUACCCGUCGAUCUCCCUGCGUUCAAGAACCUCGAAGUCCUGGCCGAGUGCUUUCUCAUCUUCCUUCGCUCCUUGACCGACGCCGCCUCGGGCCCGGAUCUAGAAGACAUCAAGACCUCUAUCCUCGAUGUCCUCGCCUCCUCCCCCAACCACAACAUCUCCUUUGUCUUCCUCACCACCAGCCUCGAACGGCUCGCGGUAGAGCUAUCGCCGAAACCCAACGCAGCAGAAGACGGCUCCCCUCGCGGCUACGGACCCUUUCUUUCCGAAAAGUAG